GAACAGUUUCCUGGUUAAAAACCUCAACGUAAUCGCAUUUCCUUUCUAUGUUUCAAAAAUUACAACGACAGGGAACGCAUUCCAAAAACGACGGGGCGAUAUUUACAGGAGGAGGAACAAGCAACAUGUCUUGUGAAGAUAUAACAAAGCACAAUGGAGCUGAAGAACCAAAGAAGCAAAACAAGUCUUCACAUGGAAACGAGUGGAUUUAUGGAGAAAUUUCAAAUGGUGAACUGCAGAAAAAUCCCUUCAUAGGAAUGUCUUAUGGGCCACCCGCGAAGAAAGUGAAAAUUGAGGGCGAAGAGGACAAACAAACAGAACAGGAUCGAUCCACAAAUGAAAACCUGGUGAUAAGGUCAGAACCUUUCCCGCAACGAAGUACACCACCUCCGUUGUUUCUGCCUUCUGAUGUCACUGAAGACAAGAAGCCUUCUGUAAAUGAUAGUAGCGACUUGAAUGACGCUGUUACUAAGCAAUCAGUUGACAAUGACAACAAUAAUGACACGAAGAAGACUGAGGUGAAAACUGAGGAUGUUGUUGACGAUCCAUUUGGAGCUUUAGAUUGGAAAGACGGAAUUGCCACUUUACCAGGAAGCAACCUGAAGUUCAAACUGACUGAGUUUGGAACUCUGGAGAUUAUCAGCACCAUAGAAACAGACAAAGGCGAAUACGAGUGGAGCACACCCACGCAACACCGCAAGACAAGCACGGAUGAGAGAGAAAGCAACAAAAAGAGCAAGAAAAGCAAAGUUUCUGGGAAAAGCCCGAAUUCCUCGUCAAUAUCUCCGGACACCAGUAGCAUUCUGUGUUGUGAAGUCUGUGGGAAAUACGGCCUGCCUCAUGAAUUCUCCGCCUCUGGAAGGUUUUGCAGUCUGUCUUGUGUGGGCGUGUACACCGGUAGACGAAACAAAGGGCGGGAAUACGUUCGACAUGCUAAAACAGUGGACGGCAAGAUCGUCAAAAGGAAAAAGAAAGAUAAAUCUAAGAAUCAAGCUUUGUCGCCUCAUGAUGGGGAUUUGCAAAAUGAGACAUCACCUACACCAGAGAAUGACCAAGAAAUGUUGGGAGCUCGCCGGACGUUUAAAGUUAAAAGAAAACGAAUGAAAAACAAGUUGAAGUUUAAGAAAGCCUCCUUAAACACAACAGAUCUCAUGAAGGGCGAAGACGUUCCGUAUGACUCAACCAAACCUUUUGUAUGGGCAGAUUAUCUAGCAGCUUGUGGUUCAAAACCUGUUCCAACCAGUGUAUUUCUUCAGGAAAAUCCGUUUAUCGAUCUUGAAAACAAAACGUCUUGCGGAUUCGAACAGGACAUGAAACUGGAGGCGAUCGAUCCAAAGCACCCGUCGUACAUUUGUGUUUGUACCAUAGUCAGGGUAAAGGGCACCCGAUUGAGGCUUCAUUUUGACGGUUGGUCUGAGAGUUAUGACUUCUGGAGCAGCGCCGACUCACCAUUUAUUUUUCCGAUUGGCUGGUGUGAGAAGAACGGUCAAAAACUUCAUCCUCCUCGAAGUAUGUUAUCCUCCGAAUUCAACUGGGAUAAGUAUUUGAAGACUUGUGAGGCAAAAGCAGCUCCUGAAAAUCUCUUCAAACCUAUCUCACCAACUAAACACGGUUUUAAAAACGGUAUGAAACUAGAGGCCGUGGAUCGAAUGAACCCGGAUCUAAUCUGCGUUGCCACAGUAACAAAUGUGAUUGGCGACCACUUUCUAGUUCACUUUGAUGAGUGGGACGACUCCUAUGACUACUGGUGUGGGGAUGACUGCCCUUACAUUCGUCCUGUGGGGUGGUGUAAGGAGAAUAAUAGGAAUCUUAACCCACCCAACGACGACGAGUUUCAUACAUUUCGUUGGGAGGAUUACCUCAAAUCCACAGGAACCAUUGCUGCUCCAUCAUAUUUCUUCAAAACGCGGGCUCCGCCAAUUUUCGAAGUCAAUCACAAACUUGAAGCAGUUGACAAAAGAAAUCCCUCCUUAGUACGAGCCGCCACUGUGGCUGAAGUAAAUGAGUACCGACUGCGAAUACAUUUUGAUGGAUGGGAUGAUAUUUAUGAUGACUGGUUUGAGGCUGACAGCUUGGAUCUCUACCCAGUGGGGUGGUGUGAAAAGACAGGUCAUCCUUUGGAGACCCCCCUCACGACGCGUGAGAAGAUAUCAAGCGCGGCGUGUCCGACUCCCGGAUGUAAAGGAAUUGGACACGUGAAAGGCGCGAAGUACUCAACUCAUCACAGCACGUUUGGCUGCCCCUACUCUCUGCAGAACCUGAACAAGGACUCGUGUCUUGUCGAUCGACUUUCUAAUAAUUCCAUGACUGAAGAGUCGGAUUGGUCUUACGCCUCUAAACAAAAAUUAGCAGUGGUGAAAGCCAUUAAAGAAGAAAUUUCCACCAACCAAGGAGAUGGGACCUGUCCGACACCAGGGUGUGACGGGACCGGCCACGUGAGCGGACAGUGGAAGACACACUACACCCUGUCAGGUUGUCCUCGAGUGAAGCAUUUAUCAAAAUCUCCCUUAUCAAAAUCACCAACUGCAAAGAAACCCAGCUUUCUUCAUUCACCCACAAACAAGAGUUUUGCCGCAGGCAUUCCAGAAUCCAAUGUCAUUGGCACACGCAGUACCUCCAGGCGAAUUAGCUCCAAGGAGGAAAAGCCCGACUUUGCCAAAUGCAAAGUCGCAGAUAAAGCCAUCCAGCACGUGUCACCGUUCUCGUUCCCAUGGCCUCUCGGUAGCGGGUUUCCUACAGCGUUUCUAAGCGAGCUCAGGACUUCCAUUAGCCGUAAUAACAACGCUGCACUGUCCAGUGAGCGUCAGCGAAUGAUGGGCUGGGAUGUCAAUGACGUUGCCAGUCACGUAACAUGUCUGGGUUGUGGAGAUCAAGCCAAAAUUUUUAUUGAACAGCAAAUCGAUGGAGAGGCCUUCCUUUUACUCAACCAGAGCGACAUCGUGAACAUUUUAAAGAUCAAGCUUGGCCCUGCCUUGAAGAUCUACAACACCAUUCCAAAAUUUUGAUGUACUCACUCUUAGCUGUUUUAUACAAUAUAGACAAUUCAUUCGCCCCAGUCCCUAACGGCUGUGAAUAGCCAGGCACUGACAUACGUAAUCAGCGGUGGGCUUCCCUAUGAAAUUUCAUUUGAUAAUAUCAAAACGUCAAUCAAAAAUAAGCCUUGAGAAAUCUCGCAUCAAGGAAGAAUUUUUUAAACUAUUUUAAGUGAUCUACUUUAAACAUUAGUUAGAAACAAAUCGAAUAAACCUAGCUUCAUUGGAGAGAAUUUACGUUCGAUUUUACCUUUUUUGCGUUUCAACUAUCAAAAUUGGCAUCCACAUAUUAAAUACAUGCUAUGGUAGAUUUAGACUAAGGAAGAUGGGGCUCUCUCUAAAAAUUGCUGGGAGUUCAGCGUGUAGGAAUAAUCCUCACAGAGAUUUCUAUUAAAAUUUAACUUUUGGUCUUA
Messenger RNA from Pocillopora verrucosa, 3445 nucleotides. RefSeq names its product lethal(3)malignant brain tumor-like protein 4. Gene Ontology annotation, cellular component: nucleus. The record is from RefSeq and is a predicted model, not a curated record. NCBI's taxonomy places the organism in Eukaryota, Metazoa, Cnidaria, Anthozoa, Scleractinia, Pocilloporidae. Gene Ontology annotation, molecular function: zinc ion binding; protein binding. Gene Ontology annotation, biological process: regulation of DNA-templated transcription.